This is a messenger RNA of Cyprinus carpio (common carp), 2545 nucleotides long. Its product is annotated as proteinase-activated receptor 1-like. Gene Ontology annotation, molecular function: thrombin-activated receptor activity. The record is from RefSeq and is a predicted model, not a curated record. The transcript is spliced from 5 exons. The coding region runs from base 363 to 1787 and encodes 474 amino acids. NCBI's taxonomy places the organism in Eukaryota, Metazoa, Chordata, Actinopteri, Cypriniformes, Cyprinidae. Gene Ontology annotation, cellular component: membrane. Gene Ontology annotation, biological process: positive regulation of blood coagulation; blood coagulation; thrombin-activated receptor signaling pathway.
GAGAGAGAGAGAGAGAGAGAGAGAGAGUCUGUUAUCUUAAUCAGUUGGAAGUCUAGAAUCUUACAUGAAUAAGCAAACAUGCACUUCCGUUUUUCUAGGACAUUGUGGUAUUCCGUAGGCAACUUCGUGGAGCAGAAUAACAAAUAACAAAAUCAGUUUAUCAGUUUACAAAAUCUAUCCGCUUAGCAUAUCAACCACAACGACCUGGGACAGUCAGACACAAUGUCUGGGUUUGAUAAUAGCAGUUAUGGAAUGCAAGAUUCGUGAUGUCAUCACACUGAAACGUACAUCCUCGCUCGAGCCACACCACAGAGCAGAACGAGCUUUACUCUGACUGUUCAGACCGCGUCCUGAGACUUCACAUGCGAAAACAGGCAGCUGACGUUAUGGAAAUCAAAACUAUCCUGUUUGUUAUUCUGAAUGCGCACACAUGCACUGCCAUCUUUAACGUUAGUGCUGAAGACAGUUUAGCUGAAACUGCAACAACUGUUCAGCCGGUUCAUCCACAGGAUCCUCAUGAUAAACCCAGCGGCCCCUCUGGACGCAGUUUUUUUGUUCAGCGUGUCUAUGAAACCCAGACUGAUGAGCCGUUUGAGUACAAUAUGGAUGAGACAUCGCCCGACUCUUCUUUAAUGCCAAAUAAAACUCAUGAAGAGAUACGCCAGCAAGCAUCUCAGUCUAAUAAAAGAGCACAUCCAUGUAUUAACACUGAUCUGAAUGCAGCAAAAUGCAACCGGACUAAAGUGCUGGUAUUCAAUAUCUCAGACGAAGCUGCUGACUUCCUUAAAGGCCCAAUGGCCACACGCAUCAUGCCCUCGUUCUACAUCAUCAUCUUCCUCAUUAGUUUGCCCCUGAAUGCUUUGGCCUUGGUAACGUUCACCUGUAAGAUUCGAGAGAAGAAACCAGCAGUGAUCUACAUGUCUCACCUGGCGUGUGUGGACCUGCUCUUCACCCUGCUGCUACCUCUGAAGAUCCACUACCAGCUGAACGCUUCAGAUUGGGUGUUCGGUGAGGCGGCGUGUCGUGUGAUCACUGCAGCUUACUACUGCUACAUGUACUGCUCCAUACUGCUGCUGAUGAUGUGCAUAAGUGUGGACAGGCUGCUGGCUGUGGUGUUUCCCAUCGCCUCUCUGACCUGGAGGAAAGCAAGGAAAGCCACAUUCAUAUGCACAUUAGUCUGGCUGCUGGCGCUCGCUGGUACGGUGCCACUUCUCUCAAUGAGACAAACAUUCAAGAUUAAGAAUGUGGGCGUCACGUGCCAUGAUGCGCUGAUCCAUGAUGAUCCUAAGGAUCAGCUGUACAUGUACCUGUUCUUCAUCCUCUCCUGCCUCUACUACUUUGUGCCAUUUAUUGUCACCUUAGUGAGCUACUCUACCAUCAUAUAUGCGCUCCGUACCAAGUCUAAUCAAUUAGCAAAAUCCUCAUCGCUCUCAGAAAAAAGAAGGAGAGCUGUGAUUAUGGCUUUCACCGUGCUGAUGGUGUUUGUGAUAUGCUUUGCUCCAACCAAUGGCAUCCUGUUGUACCACUGUGUUCAAUUAGCUACUACUAAAAUCAACAGCAGGGAGGGAGAUUCAUCAUAUGCGGCUUACCUGGUGGCUGUGUGUUUGGGGAGUGUAAGUGUUUUUCUGGACCCUCUGCUGUACUACUAUGGCUCGUCUCAGAUGAGACAGAAGAUCAACUCUGUGUUUUGGUGGAGAUGGGGGAAAACCACCUUAUCAAAUUCAAACACUCAGACAGAAUCCUCUCAUGUGAGUUGUGAGUACAGUCAGGCACGCAUUAAGAUGUGAAUUGUUUCUACAUAGAGCUAAUGAAAUUUCAGCAGUUGUAUACUCAUAUAUUUUACUAUUGACAGAAGAUUGAAUUCAAAGUUAUCUCUAUUUUGGCUACAAAUCCUGAUUUAUGUUAAAGCAGGAUUAAUAUUCCUUCCAUGCUGUUGCUGUAAAAUUAGAGUUAAGUGGCAGUGAAUAGAAUAUUGUAUAGCAGACACUUUUUAAAAAGAUGCUAUUUUAUCAUUUAUUUGAUACACUUACAUCUAUUUAUCUAUUUAUUAUACAUAUAAGGGCUUUAGACUAAAAUUUGUACAAAUGAAUAGAUAAUAAAACAGAUCAUGUUGUUAUUUAAUAUUUUCUGCAAUAUUAAUCAGCAUUUUCUAAAAGUUAAGCACCUACUUUCACUAAAUAUUUGUUUAGAAAGAUAUAAUAAAAACAUUUCAGGCUCCAUUUAGUGUCUGUUUGUGGAAAGUGCCAGCAGUCAAAAUACAACAAAUAUAAAAAGCAGUCAAUCCCAGAGAGUGUGUGCAUGGGUGGGUGGAACAAAGCCAUGCUGCAGUCACUGUAAUUAAUUUUAUACAUAAAGACAUGUUAUCUGUGUAUAUUAUCAGACUUUUUUCCAUGUCUGUGUUCAGUUAAGAUAUAACCUCUUUUGCUUUACAGGAUCACUGCACUAUAUUAAAUUGCCGGUUUUAAUUGACAGCUUGAAUUUGUAAAUAUCAUCAUAUUAAAUUAUAUGUGCAUAUGAAUUAUAUAUAUAUAUAUAUAUAUAUAUA